AUGGGCCUCACUCAAUUUAAUCUUGGUGUGGCCCUCUUCCCUCUUUUUCUGGAGUUUACCUUUGAUAUGUCUGGGCUUGACCUCUAUGAAUCAACUGGUGUCUUAAAAAAGACUGAAAGUGAAUAUAAAGGUCACCGCUCUUUGUUGUGGAGAACACGAAAUCUCCUCUCCGUUAUGCAACGUCAAGAUGUCAUGGACAGAAAGGUUACUGCUGAGGCCAUAAAAGCUGGUAUGGUGGGACAGGCAGGGCUAAGACCACAAGCUGUUGCAGAUGACUUGAAUUUUAUCACGUCAGAGACGAUCAUGUUCAUAAUAUAG
This is a messenger RNA of Sphenostylis stenocarpa, 318 nucleotides long. The record is from the annotation of a GenBank genome assembly. NCBI's taxonomy places the organism in Eukaryota, Viridiplantae, Streptophyta, Magnoliopsida, Fabales, Fabaceae.